Messenger RNA from Daktulosphaira vitifoliae (grape phylloxera), 794 nucleotides. RefSeq lists its product as uncharacterized. The coding region runs from base 456 to 794 and encodes 112 amino acids. Lineage: Eukaryota; Metazoa; Arthropoda; Insecta; Hemiptera; Phylloxeridae. The transcript has 2 exons. The record is from RefSeq and is a predicted model, not a curated record.
UUGAAGGGCUCCGUGCAAAAACGAGACAAGUCCACUUUUUUUCAAAAGUCACUUUUUGAUGUUAUCAUAUGUAGAUUCUUUUUCUUUACAAUUGUGUGCAACAACGAGACAUGUCCAAUGAUUAUUUACGGAGUUAUUAAGUAAAUGGACUUGUCUGGUAUAAGAUAUUAUGAGCAAGAACCAGGUAAGUCCGGACUUGUCUGGUUUUUGCGCAGAACUGUUGGCUAUACUGCAAAUUAGUAUUGAUAGUAUAUAUUUGUAGAUAUUCGUAAAAAUAUGUUACUGAUAAUAUUUUGAAUUUAGUUUCCAUUUAUAGUUGUAAAUAUUAAGACUGAUUGUAAAUAUUAAUGUUAAUGUAUAGUUUUUACUUUUAUUUAGUUGCUGUAACAGGCAGUGUUAUUUAGUUUUAUUAUAUUUUAAAAUGAACUGUGAUAAUAUAACAAAACAACUUGAAUAUGAUGAACUCUGAGUCAUCAUUUGAAUUUAAUUUUGAUGAUGACAUUCAAGAUCCAGAUUAUACAGUUUUUGAAAAUGACGAUCUCGGUGGCAUACUGUGUUUAGAUUCUGAUCCAGAUGAUCAUUUUGAGCCACUUUCAACGACACCCUUAGGAUUAAUCAAUAUUAUAUCAGAAUCCAGUGAAGAUGAUCAACCUACAUCUAUUCGUAUUGGUCUGAAGGUAUUGGAUAUAAUUCUCUGCGUGACAAAACAAUUAUUGUUCCUCCUAGAACUACAGGCCCCGACUGUCACUGUCGUCAAAAAUGUUUUACUAAUGUAUCGGAUGACCAAAAAUUAA